GCACUGUGGGAGGCGACAUCGCUGGGAUAGUUGGUUAUUAGCUGCCCCUCUUUAUUUUAGAGAUCCUGAGUGCAGCUCCCUCACCAAGCCAGUCAUCUGUUUGACCUGCAUCUAUCUGCUUUCAGAUUGUGUUAAGGGACACUCCAGGGCUUUUAAUCAGGAGAAAACUGCACUGUCUCUGAGAAAACAAUACAUUUUAUAUAUUAAGGUGCUGCUGCUGCACGCUGGGAAAGGAACAAAAACAUUCAGAAUUUGCAACAGUGUUUAGGUGAGUCAUGGAUUCGACAYUGACAGUACGUCUAAGCCUUUUCCUCAUGCUGUGUGUGGACACACCGAACGUUGGAGGACAAAUGUCAGGAGCCAAACAGCCAACACGUGCUUUAGAUCCAAAAGCAGGACGUUGCUCCUACACCUUCAUUGUUCCACAGCAGAAGCUGACGGGGGCUCUGUGUUUGAACACUCAGUCCUCUCUGAACAACCGCUCUGAGGUGGCGGCGCUGCAGGCCGAGCUCCRACAGCAGCGGGAACAGCUGGAGAAGCUCCAGCACCAGCUGGAGCGGGAAGGGUCUCUGGCCACGGAGGUGAGAGCCCUGCGCAAAGAGAGCAACAGCAUGAACGCUCGCAUCGCCCAGCUCUAUGCCCAGCUGCUGCAGGAAGUCCUCCACAAGAAGGAGCAGGCUCUGGAGCAGCAGAGGGUGGAGAGCCUCCUGCUUAACGCUACAACACAGGCGUUACAGGUGUCCAGUAAUUACAGAGAGCUGGAGAAAAAGUAUGGAGCGCUCACCUCCACGGUGAGCUCCCAGAACCAGUUCAUCAGCAAACUGGAGAAGCAGUGCCAGUGCAAGGAUUCCAGCUCUCAGGUGAUGAGUGAUCCUCCAAAAGGCCAGCCUAAUGGGCCUCGUAAUUACAGCUCCGAAGGCAACAAAAUGACCAACGAUGUUCAAAGGGAUCAAAGUGCUGCCUCACCRCCGCAGGAACAAACAGGAGGAGUUUUCCCGGAGGGUCCGACCAAUCCGCCGUUUGUGAGCUUCCUUGUCACAAAAUCUCCAGGACCGUGGCGGGACUGUCAGCAUGUCCUGGACUCAGGAGAGACCACCAGUGGGAUCUACCUGCUCCGCCCCCUGAACACUAACCGCCUCCUGCAGGCCUGGUGCGAACAGGGUCGCGAUGAUGGAGGGUGGACCAUCAUCCAGAGGAGACAGGAUGGAUCAGUUAACUUCUUCAGGACCUGGGAGCAGUACAAGCAAGGCUUUGGGAACCUGAAUGGAGAGUACUGGCUCGGCCUGGAACACCUCUACUGGCUCACYAAACAGGCCAAAUAUAAGCUGCGAGUGGCUCUGGAGGACUGGCAGGGCCGCCAYGUGUUUGCAGAGUACGACAGCUUCCACCUGGAACCAGAGAGCGACUGGUACCGCCUCCGUUUGGGACUUUACCRAGGCACUGCAGGGGACUCCCUGUCRUGGCACAACAACAAGGCCUUCACCACUCUGGAUCGGGACAAGGACAGCUACACGGGUAACUGCGCUCAUUAUCAGAAAGGAGGCUGGUGGUACCACAUGUGUGCCCACUCCAAUCUGAACGGUGUGUGGUACCGAGGUGGACACUAUCGAAGCCGCUACCAGGAUGGAGUCUACUGGGCUGAGUUCCAUGGGGGGUCCUACUCGCUCAAAAAAGUUUCCAUGAUGAUCAAACCCACAUAGCUGCAAACUGUACAUGAAAAAGCAAACCACAAACUCACGUGGACGACACAAAAUAAUGAUGAAGCUAUAAACUACGUCAAAUGUCAUUAGUGUCUCUACGUUAUAAAUAAAACGUGUACUGUCUAUACUAAACCAUGUUAAAACAUGAAACCAUUUGGUUAAAUAAAACAGUUCAUUAAUGUAAAA
Molecule: messenger RNA, 1886 nt
Organism: Austrofundulus limnaeus
Lineage: Eukaryota; Metazoa; Chordata; Actinopteri; Cyprinodontiformes; Rivulidae
Gene: angptl6
Product: angiopoietin-like 6
Exons: 7
Coding region: 276-1700 (474 amino acids)
Biological process (GO): blood coagulation
Source: RefSeq, a predicted model, not a curated record